GCAUGCGCUACCCGCCGGCGGCCACUCACUGGUCCCCACGAUACACCUACGGGUGCCCGCUGGGUUCCCGCUGCCGGCGGCCCGCGUUCGCUUCGCUGCGCAUGCGCCGUCGCCGCAGCGACACAGGCGAGAGUGGAGCGCCCCGCCCGGUGGCGCAGCGGGGAGGGCGCCGCGCCCCUAGUGCUGAGGUUCUUGGUUCGAGUCCCGCUUGGGCUAGCUCCGAGGGGUCCCCGUCACCCCCGGCUGUGUCCCGGUGUGCCCCCCCCCGGAACGAUCGGCCUCGGUUGUCGCCCCCGGCCGUGCCGAGUCCCCCGGCGGGGCGGAGCCAACCUCUCACACCCCGCCAGCGGUGUGGCAACACCACCACCAACCUCCUUCCUUCCUUCCUUCCUCCCAGCUGCUGCCCCAGGGCUUGGCCAGGGUUGGGGGGGUCCCAUGGGUGAGCGGGUGAUCGGGGGGACCCCCCCCCGGGGAAGGACCCGGCGAGGCGGGAGGGGAAGCGGAACCGCGGGGACGAUUGCGCCACCGGCAGCCCCCCGCCUCCGCAGGCUGGAAAUUUCGGGAGGGGUUAUAAAGGCGAGGGGGGCGCGCGGGUGGCGGGGAUCGGGGUGCCAUGGCGUGCCAGCCCGCGCUCACCCUCGCCCUCCUCUUCCUCUGCGCAGAGGCCGAAGGCUUCGCCCUCUGCAACGCUCCCGCCCUGCAGACCAAAGUCUUCCAGUAUCGGAUUUGGGACGUCAACCAGAAGUCACUUUACCUGCGCAAUGACCAGCUGGUGGCUGGGCACCUGCAAGGGGCCAACGCCGCCCUCGAAGAGAGGGUGUUUUGGGUGCCCAACCGCGCCUUCGAGCCCGCCCGGCUGCCCGUCAUCCUGGGCAUUCAGAAUGGCACCCGCUGCUUGGCCAGCCCCCCCGCCAGCCAGCCCACCCUGCAGCUGCAGGACGCCGACAUCAGGGAGCUGCCCCGCGCCGGGGUGGCCUCGGCCGCCUUCACCUUCUUCCGCUCCUACAAGGACGGGCUGUGGCGCUUCGAGUCGGCCGCCAACCCCGGCUGGUUCCUCUGCACCUCGGCACGAGGCCACCAGCCGCUGGGGCUCUCCCGGCACCCCGAUGCCACCCACCUCCUCGACUUCUACUUCCAGCUCUGCUGAACCCCCUCGUCCCCCGGGACGGUGACAUCCCCCACUGGGGACGGUGACGUCCCACCGGGGACGGUGACGUCCUCACCCCACGGAUGGUGACAUCCCCCCCCCCCGGGAUGGCGACAUCCACCCGGGGACGGUGACGUCCUCCCCGUGGGGACGGUGACAUCCCACCCCGGGGACGGUGACAUCCCCUGGGAAUAAAGAUGUUUAGGACA
Molecule: messenger RNA, 1356 nt
Organism: Aquila chrysaetos chrysaetos
Lineage: Eukaryota; Metazoa; Chordata; Aves; Accipitriformes; Accipitridae
Product: interleukin-36 receptor antagonist protein-like
Exons: 4
Coding region: 614-1147 (177 amino acids)
Biological process (GO): positive regulation of gene expression; inflammatory response to antigenic stimulus; cytokine-mediated signaling pathway
Molecular function (GO): interleukin-1 receptor binding; cytokine activity
Source: RefSeq, a predicted model, not a curated record